AUGGAAGGUGAAAGUUCGAGGAAACGCAAAGAGCUCAUGUCAGAUUUCGAAUGGGAAGAUGGAGCAAUCGAGAAGGUUAAACAAGCGUUUCAAAAAAUGAGAGAUGUGGUUCUGAAGGAAACGAAUAAACGUUUCACUGCGAUCCGUGAUAUGGUGAAAGAUUAUAUGAAAAAGAAGGAAGAAUUUAUCGGCCUCAUGUGUCAACUUGAAAAGAUCGAUGCUCAACUCUCGCAAAUGAAUGAUAUCUUGGAGGUCCAUAUCGACUUGGUUGCAGAGCGUAACAUGUUAGAAGAAGUUAGGGCUAUCGUUAAUGUCGGAAAUCUUGAUAGCGUCAAAACAAAAGGGAAGGAUAAUGUCAAAUUGAGUUUCGAUUUGCAAGAUUUAACUGGAACCGGGUUGAAUUGCACGGUGUGGGGUGAUCUUGCAAAGGACUUUGAUACACAGAUAAAAGAAUAUCAAGAUACUGUUGUCGUUUGUGUAAUACGAUUUGCAUGCUUGAAGGAGUGGAGAGGAAACUAUAGUAUUUCCAAUGCGUUCAACUCUACCGACAUUAUGAUAAAUCCAGUUAUGCCUGAAGUAGACGCGUUUCGAAAUAAGUUGCCCACUGAUGCUGUUGAUUUAGUACAACUUGAUGAUGAACCAAGCCCUCAAAAAACAAAGGCGCGAACAUGUGUGACAAUCGCGACUAUUUAUUAUGUUCAAGUGUUGCCUAAAUGGUAUUAUAUUGCCCGUAAAGUUUGUAAUAAGAAAGUGCAGCCGUAUCCACUAGAAUCUCAGUCUGGAAACGAUUUACUUUAUAGUUGUGGAGUUUGUGAUGUUGAUGUUACGGAUGUUGAUUACAAGUAUAAACUCAUACUUCAUGUUGGAUACGGAAAUUCACAAAAGAUUAAACUGCUCUUCUUUGACGGUCUUGCUCAACUAUUUAUUGGAAAAAAAGCUGAAGAACUGGCUUUGGAAAAAUCUAAAGAGGAUAUUGCAGUUAUUCCUGAAUCUCUUUCGUUCUUAAUAGGGAAGACUAUGCUAUUUAAAAUUUCGAUUACAAUCGAUAAUUCAAAGAGCGACAAGUCUGCUUAUGUUGUCGAAAAGUUUUGGGAAAAAGAUGACAUGGUUGUGCAAUUUGGCAAGGAACUCUAUGGAAGGCAUGAACUUUCAAAUAAUUCUUCAGAUACAAACGAUCAUAAGUUGCAUAUCGCACCAGCUGAAACGAGUUUGUCUUUAUGUAAGAGAGAUCAUACAGAAAGCAAUGUUGUGUCGAACGGGGGUUAUGGAAAAUGA
This is a messenger RNA of Camelina sativa (false flax), 1275 nucleotides long. Lineage: Eukaryota; Viridiplantae; Streptophyta; Magnoliopsida; Brassicales; Brassicaceae. The record is from RefSeq and is a predicted model, not a curated record.